Enterospora canceri is the source of this 636-nucleotide messenger RNA. NCBI's taxonomy places the organism in Eukaryota, Fungi, Microsporidia, Enterocytozoonidae. The record is from the annotation of a GenBank genome assembly.
AUGCUCAAGUUACUUGGAUUCACUCUUGUCAUCGUGUCAAAACUACUCGUAUUCAGAAAGAUGCGACGGAUGCAGACAGUGAGCGGAAUCAGCCUCAAGUCAAACACUUGCAUGCUCAUUGGAUACGUCCUCCAGUUCUCAAACCCAAAGGAGUGGUCAGACGUCUCCCUCUACCACCUGAGCAGCAAUCUGUGCAAAAUAGCAAUGUUGGAGUACCAGAUCGGAAUAAUUGUGCUGAUUCUAUUCAAAUACAACAAGACGUACGAUAAACAGGCUGAUAAAAUGUCAAUUUGGAUUCUGAUGCUCAUUUCCCUAGGAAUUGGAUUAUUGGGCAGUAUAAGACGGGGUGGAUUCAUCGAAGCAUUCUGGUGCGUGGGAGUGGUGCUGGAGUCACUGAGCGUGAUUCCACAGCUUGUGAUGAUGCAGGAGAGUGGAGACUGUGAGUCAAUGAAUGGCAGAAUACUCUUCUACUACUCAACUGGUAAGACACUGAACCUGGUGGAUGACAUUGGUCGAGGCAGAGUAUUCAACAGUCUGAUUGGGCUAUUUGGACUGGCUCUGGUGGCUGAUUUCAUCAGAGUCUACUACAAACACAUACGCGUGAACAUAGAGGAGAAGUUUAGAAGACAAAAAUGA